Colletotrichum graminicola M1.001 is the source of this 393-nucleotide messenger RNA. RefSeq lists its product as uncharacterized. The transcript has a single exon. The record is from RefSeq and is a predicted model, not a curated record. The coding region runs from base 1 to 393 and encodes 130 amino acids. Lineage: Eukaryota; Fungi; Ascomycota; Sordariomycetes; Glomerellales; Glomerellaceae.
AUGAGCAUCAACCUCGGGUUCGGGCGGCACUACUACGACACCAAACCGCAAUCAAACCUCUUGACGAUCGCACUGUACACCUCAGUCGGGGCGUCCAUAUGCUGCUUCGCCUCGACGGGCAGCAAGGUGGGGUUCGGCGUGACGCUUCUGCGGCUCCCGUCAGGCUGGUACAAGGCGUUCGUAUGGUUUGCUGUCGUGACCCUGACCGCCGUCAUGCUUCCCAGUGCCACCAUGACGUGGUUGGAGUGCCACCCGAUGCAGAAGGACUUCAACAGUCAGAUGGAAGGAACCUGCUGGGAUAAGUCUGUGACGCUUAACUACGGCAUCUUCAACGUUGCCUGGUGCGCCUUCACGAACUUCAUCUUGGCCUUGAUUCCGUGGAAUCUGAUAUAG